Cynocephalus volans (Philippine flying lemur) is the source of this 1802-nucleotide messenger RNA. It is a transcript of the gene TPPP2, whose product is annotated as tubulin polymerization promoting protein family member 2. Lineage: Eukaryota; Metazoa; Chordata; Mammalia; Dermoptera; Cynocephalidae. The record is from RefSeq and is a predicted model, not a curated record. Gene Ontology annotation, cellular component: microtubule. The transcript has 5 exons. Gene Ontology annotation, molecular function: tubulin binding. Bases 348 to 995 code for a protein of 215 amino acids. Gene Ontology annotation, biological process: positive regulation of protein polymerization; microtubule bundle formation; microtubule polymerization.
CUGGAGAUGGGAGGGCGACUCUAAGGAAACUGCUGGAUGCUUCCUGGCUCCCCACAACAUACCGCCCCCAACGGGGCGGUGUGGGGUGUUCGGGGAUUCCUCAGCCGGGAGAGGAGUCCCACGGCCUCCCUCGACACCGCCCCCACCCGCGACCGGGUUCUGCCUAUCGCGCUCUGGCGCCGUCCUCCACCCCCCGACUCAGUAGUGUGGACGGGUAGGGAACCCAGAGUGCUGACACCCCACGCUUCCUACUCCGGCUGCCCUCUCGGAAACAGAGCGAGGUUAAGGCAGGAGGAGGGCAUCAGGCGAUUUGACCAAGACCCAGGGGAUUGUUAAGCUGCGCUGAAAUGAUGAGGGAAGUUUGGUCAUCAGAAGAGGUCAGAAAUGGCAACUUGCUCAAUUCAGCACGCAAGUCCUCCCUUCCCCUCCUCCCUCACCCCCUAGUCUCCCACCCUACCGCCCUCCCCCACCUCCAGCUGACCAUGGCAUCAGAAGCAGAGAAAACAUUCCACCGGUUUGCUGUCUUUGGAGAGUCAUCAGGUAGUGGUGCCGAAAUGAACAACAAGAACUUCUCCAAGCUGUGCAAAGAUUGUCAUGUCAUGGAUGGCAAGACAGUCACCUCUACUGAUGUGGACAUCGUGUUCAGCAAAGUCAAGGCCAAGAAUGCCCGAACCAUCACGUUUGUACAGUUCCAGGAGGCAAUGAAGGAACUGGGCCAGAAGCGGUUCAAGGGGAAGAACCCAGAUGAAGCCCUGGAGGGCAUUUAUAAACUCAUGGAGGGCCAGGAUCCAGCCACCACUGGUGUUACUAAAGCAACGACAGUGGGUGCAGUGGACCGUCUGACAGACACCAGCAAGUACACCGGCAGCCACAAGGAGCGCUUUGAUGAGAGUGGCAAGGGCAAGGGCAUUGCAGGACGAGAAGAGGUGACUGACAACUCAGGCUAUGUGAGCGGCUACAAGGGUGCUGGCACCUAUGAUAAGAAGGACAAGUAGAGAGGAGCCGCAUCUUAGCCUGCUCGCCCCAACCCUGCAUCUUAACAUCAGGGAGCCUGGGAAACAAUAAACAUCUGUGUGUGCAGCAGCUAGUGAGCUCUGUCAAAUGAGGGUGAGGGACAUGUGAGCCCAUUUGUGUAGAGAGAGGGAGAAGAGAAAGGUCAAGGAGGCUGGGUUUUCAGCCCAACACCUUUUACCCUGCUCGGCCUCAUUCCUACCAACCAAACAGUGGUAUUCCCCUCAACUGCUUCAAAGAACAGGACUGGGGAAUAUAUUUAGAGAUAAGAGAUGAACCAGAUGUGGAGGCAAAAGUAUUUGCUACUUGUGUUCACACAUUACUGGUAUCCCCCCGCUCUACCUCCCAAAAGGGUAUAGCAAUUCCUGACUUGACAUACUAUGACACAGAUACUACCUAUUAGAUCUUUCCUUGUCCCUCCACCUUCCUCAUCCAGUCCAUGUUUUGUUGGGGGAGAAAUCGAAACCAGUUAGGGUGCCUGACUCCUGUUAUGAAUUUGGGCUAGAGUUGGAGGGGAGGGAGAAUCCAUUUUAAACACCCAGCCCAGAACUGAGUUACCCUACCCCACCCCCUUCAUGGUACCCACGGCACAGAAGCUCUUCCUGACUGCUGAGGAUAGCCCAGGAAGAUGGCCAGAGGUGGAUGGCCACCAGGACUUCAAGAGUAGCUGAGGCUGGCCCGUGGCUCAUUCGGGAGAGCGUGGUGCUGACAACACCAAAGUCAAGGGUUAAGAUCCCCUUACCGGUCAUCUUUAAAAGAAAAAAAAAGAGUAGCACUUCUGGUACACUAAG